Molecule: messenger RNA, 1475 nt
Organism: Enhydra lutris kenyoni (northern sea otter)
Lineage: Eukaryota; Metazoa; Chordata; Mammalia; Carnivora; Mustelidae
Product: phosphoglycerate mutase 2
Exons: 3
Coding region: 69-1094 (341 amino acids)
Biological process (GO): glycolytic process
Molecular function (GO): intramolecular phosphotransferase activity
Source: RefSeq, a predicted model, not a curated record
GGAUAGACUGUUAUAAAACCGGGUGCACCGGGGAGGCCGCCGUCCCUGCCUGCGGCCCCCGCCCCACCAUGUCCACCCACCGCCUUGUGAUGGUCCGGCACGGCGAGAGCACCUGGAACCAGGAGAACCGCUUCUGUGGCUGGUUCGAUGCAGAGCUGAGCGAGAAGGGGGCCCAGGAGGCCAAGAGGGGCGCCCAGGCCAUCAAGGACGCCAAGAUGGAGUUUGACAUCUGCUACACGUCGGUGCUGAAGCGGGCCAUCCGCACCCUCUGGACCAUCCUGGACGGCACGGACCAGAUGUGGCUGCCCGUGGUGCGCACCUGGCGCCUCAAUGAGAGGCACUAUGGGGGCCUCACGGGGCUCAACAAGGCCGAGACGGCCGCCAAGCACGGGGAGGAGCAGGUGAAGAUCUGGAGGCGCUCCUUCGACAUCCCGCCACCCCCUAUGGAUGAGAAGCACCCCUACUACAACUCCAUCAGCAAGGAGCGGCGAUACGCAGGCCUAAAGCCGGGGGAGCUGCCCACUUGCGAGAGCCUCAAGGACACCAUCGCCCGGGCCCUACCCUUCUGGAACGAGGAGAUCGCCCCCCAGAUCAAGGCUGGCAAGAGAGUGCUCAUUGCAGCCCACGGGAACAGCCUGCGGGGCAUCGUCAAGCACCUGGAAGGCCAUCAUGGAGCUGAACCUGCCCACGGGGAUCCCCAUCGUGUACGAGCUGGACCCAGCACUGAAGCCCACCAAGCCCAUGCGGUUCCUGGGGGACGAGGAAACCGUGCGGAAGGCCAUGGAGGCCGUGGCUGCCCAGGGCAAGGCCAAAUGAAGGGGGGUGGUUUUCUGGCAAUAAAGGUACCCUCUCCUACCACCUUGAGUCUGGUGUGGCCCCAGCAUGCCCAGCUCCAAGGCCCUGAGCGAGGGGCUCCACAAACCCUGCCCCAGUGCCCUCGGGCCCUGCCGCCCACCCGAUCAGGUGGGAGGGCCCCAGGAACCAAGGGCAGGAGUCUCGUCCCCGAGCCAGGCUAUCAAGGACCUUGUAGCAAGCGCCCUGUGGUGAGACAGCCACCUGGUAACCUUGCCCAAGCAUCGGGGUGCCUGGGGUGACCCAGCUGUCCCCAGUGAGUGGGUACUGCAGUGAGGACACCACCUCAUGGCCAGCUUCCCUCGGGUGGGCUGUCCCUGUCGUCCCUGUAGCCCUAGGGUGAGCAGGGUGAGGUGGUACUGAGUCCCACCCCCUGGGUGUCCCCACAGCUGGGGACAUGCCCACCACUGGCCUCUGAGCUGGCAACACGGACUCCUGGGGCCUCUGUAGCUGGGGGCGGAGAAUCAGGGCUGGCGAGGCUGCCUUUGCAGCCUAGGGGACAAGGGGGGCCAUCUGCCAGCAGCCGGGGCCAGGGGUCUCAGUGCAGCCAUCACACCGGUUGCUCUUCCCUGGCAGCUGCCAGAGCACAAAGGGAAUGGCAGCUCCCGACACACGUGCACGCA